AUGAGUGAACUGCGAUGUGCCGCUUCUGAUGACCGACGGAUGUGUGGCUACUGCGACUCGUCGCUGGGCGAAGAGGCCGUUCUGGCGUUAAAUCGCCUCUGGCAUCCCGACCACUUCUUGUGCAACGCAUGUAAGAAGCCCAUUCGACAGACAUUUCAGGUAUGUUAUUUGUUUUUAAAAUGUUGUAUGCUACAUUAGAUUGUGUGUUGCAUUUUAUGAGAAAUUCAUUUUAAAAAAUUUUUAAGUUUUUUUAAUUCCUGUUUAAUUCCUGACCAAGCUUUUCAAAUGAAUUGUCCUGGAUAAUGUAAUUACAAUAAUAAUUUUAGGUCCACAGUGGUUGCGCGUACUGUGUUCAGUGCUAUGCUCAAACAUUCAAUCCAAAAUGUGCCGGUAAGUUUUAUAUUCAUAUUAUUGUUUAAUUAGUUAUUUUUAAUUCUUCUGAAAUUAUGGCAGAAUUAAAAAAAAUUAAUUUCUAAUCACUAUUGUUCUAUUCUAACCCUGACUUAUCAACAAAACCCUAAAUUUUUUUAGGCUGCAACGAAACCAUGAUGGAUACCUGUCUACUAGCCCUUGACAAACAUUGGCAUCCGCGAUGCUUCGUGUGCAAAUUGUGUGGGAAGCCGCUGUCAAAUGGAGAAUAUUACCUCGUGGACGACAAACCGUACGACCUGGACUGUCACUGGGAGAAGCGAUUGGAGAAAAGAAGCCAAAUCAACAGAGACUGUAUCUGA
Bursaphelenchus okinawaensis is the source of this 731-nucleotide messenger RNA. The record is from the annotation of a GenBank genome assembly. Lineage: Eukaryota; Metazoa; Nematoda; Chromadorea; Rhabditida; Aphelenchoididae.